GGCUUUUUCUUUUUUUUUUUUGAUUAUCUAGGCAUUAUGUACUAAUUUUGGUAAAAUUUUCGAUAAACAAUUCAACUAUUCAGCCGAGUGGGUUGUUCAUUGCUAGACAGUUAAUCGCAAAGCUGCAAAAGCUGGCGUGAUCGUACAUGGUCUGCCACUGAUGCAAACGUUAUUGAUCUAGGCUUGAAGAUGUUCAGAUCUUUGACACUGUAAGUUAGACAAGCCCUUCUGGAGUAAGCUAUACAAGCAUCCCUGGCAACGAUGUAAGUUAGUCAAGCCUUUCUAUUAAGCAAGAGUCAUGGUGCCCACCAUGGUUGAAUGCAUAACACCGUACAAAAGGGAAAAUGAAUAUGCGAAUAACCUCUUAUCUCCAUUCGCUCAAAUACACUACAGAGACAUGAAUGGUGCUACGGAGACUCCUUCGAACAAUCUAGGCAGAGUUUCAAUAAAGUGCUGCCACCGAGCUCGACCAAGAAGAAUAAACCGAAAACAAGCAAGACUAACGGAGAACUCAAAGAUGUACUAGUAAAGGAAUUACGGAUAAGUUUAUGGACACAAGGAUAUCACAAACGAAUAUUUCACUAAUGAAUAAACACCGGGGGUCAAUUAGCGAAAUGCCAUGUCUAAUAUCUUCCAUCAGUACCUCUCCCAUUAUAUCUAAUCACAUUCACUGGCUGUUUUAGCACUGGUGGAGCAUUAAACUCCGUGAAAAGCUCGAUUCUUCUUCGCUUUUUUUGCAAUCCAAACCGUUUAACUUAUACUUUUUUAUAUUUGUUUUGUAGCCAUCCCUUUUGCGCAUAUAAAUGGACUACUGUUACCCUGUUAUAUCAUAUGGAAUACGUCCGAUAGUCGAUAUUAGCC
Messenger RNA from Hyphopichia burtonii NRRL Y-1933, 861 nucleotides. RefSeq lists its product as uncharacterized. The coding region runs from base 311 to 526 and encodes 71 amino acids. The transcript has a single exon. The record is from RefSeq and is a predicted model, not a curated record. Lineage: Eukaryota; Fungi; Ascomycota; Pichiomycetes; Serinales; Debaryomycetaceae.